Nomia melanderi (Alkali bee) is the source of this 1455-nucleotide messenger RNA. RefSeq names its product DNA polymerase subunit gamma-2, mitochondrial (gene DNApol-gamma35). Lineage: Eukaryota; Metazoa; Arthropoda; Insecta; Hymenoptera; Halictidae. The record is from RefSeq and is a predicted model, not a curated record.
UACAAUAUUGAACCUAUGUAUAAUCCGUUUGAGGAAAAAUUAAUUCCUUUACGAAUCGAUGAAGUAAAAACUGAUAUUGAUAAAGAAUCAAUUUUGAAGAAUGCUGUUGUUUUAGAAGAAGAAUAUUUUGUUGCACCCUUGAAUAAUUAUAAAAAAACAUGAGUAUAACACAGAUUUUAAGAGAAAUAAGUGCAAAUUUUAUAAACUUUACAGAACAUAGUUUCAUUUAUGGACCUCAGGGUAAAAUGUUAUUACGAAAUCUAGAAGAACAUUGGUUCUUACAUGCUAUUACAAUGUCAUCUUACAAUAUAUUUUUAUCAGAAAAGUUUACAGACUCCUUAAAUUUCAUAACUAAAAAUCCAAUGGGUAAAAUUCCAUUUGGAUUAGCUACCAUAAAAGAUUCAAAAACUUCUUGGAAUGAAAAUAUUGAACCAGUUGCAUCUAAUUUGAAACAUCAUAAAACUAUGGAAAUAGUUAUUUUUGAGAAUAAUAUAAACGCUAAAAAUUUAUACCAUAAAAUGCAAAAAGAACGUAAAGCUUGGUGGCGUAGAUUAGCUCAGAAACCUUCCAGGUUUAAGAUUACAGAAACUAAAAAGGUGGACAAUUUUGACUUGGUAGAUAUAGAAGCUCAAUUUCCAUAUGAUACCAUCACUGUAGAAAAAAUAGCUUACCAUACUGAUGUUCAUAAGUUAUUAACUCAGAUUGAUAAUAAAAAAGAUCUUGACGACAUACAAAUGGUCGAACAUGUAUUAUCUUUAGAUUGGGGUUGCUUAGCACUACUUUGUGAUGCUUAUGAUGUAGAUGAAAGAGCUACAAUACGUAUUCAUUCUAAAUUAGCACCACAUAAAGUUGCAAUUCAUAUAAAAAAUUUACAGAAUGAAACGAAUAUUGGAAAUGAUGAUUUAAAUCGCUUUGUACUUUACUUAAAUAACAUGCUUAGAACAAAGGGCCUGAAUACUAUAUUAACCACCUCAGAAGAAGUCGUAAAUGUGUGCUUAGUUCCUUUUAUAGUCUUAGUUGACAGGACUAGUCUUGAAAAUGGCAUUAUACAUGUAACAAACAGAUCAACAACUCUCAACCAAGCGAUUCACAUAACCGAUUUAGUAAAAUAUAUAACAAUGCAUUGUUAACCAACCAAUGUGGUUAAAUACUUUAUAUCAAUAAAAUGUUUGAAUUGAGCUUUCAAAAUAUAUUACUAGCACAAAUAUUCUAUUAAUUAAUAAGGAAUAUAACAAAUUGUAAAAACAGUUAUAAGUUUCGUUCGUUUUGUAUUUGAUAUAUUACUCACUAAUUUGUGAAAUAUGUAGCUAUUUUAUUCUGUCAUAGUAUUUUUUAAAAAAUGUAAUAUCUUAAGAAAUCAAUAAGGAUAAGAUUCUACAAAGUACAUGUAACCACAUGGAAUUAAGAUGAAAAGUUACAUAUACAGUAGUGCGCAGCUAAAUUUAUAUAACUUCG